Messenger RNA from Frankliniella occidentalis (western flower thrips), 1724 nucleotides. Its product is annotated as pro-resilin-like. Lineage: Eukaryota; Metazoa; Arthropoda; Insecta; Thysanoptera; Thripidae. The transcript is spliced from 2 exons. The annotation marks the transcript as partial. The record is from RefSeq and is a predicted model, not a curated record.
UCGCGUUUGUUUGUUUUUUUUUUUUUUGUUUUCGCGGUGCGAUAUUUGAAAGGAAACGGCGUGCGCCAACCGAAGCUGUGCGCGCGCGCGCGCGUGUGUGUGUUUGUUAGAGAGAAGGAGAGACUGGUAAUACGAGUUGGCAUUGUGUGCGUGUUCCCUCGGUGAACAACGCCCAUCCGCCCACAAUAGGGAUAAGGUAUCGGUGGGCAUCGGGGGACGGAGGAAGGCUUUCACGUAUUUGUUCAUUUUUAUUCCGCGUUGAAUCUUACUGGAUGUUUAAGUUUGUGCCGCACGCACUGUCCCCCGGAGGGACGUUGAUCUGACUCAGCACACCACGUGCAGGUCUCGGGCGAGUCUCGUGCUCCACACGUGUGGCCUGCACGCUCACAAAGCGCGGUAAACUCUCGGACGCCUGACCCCCGCAAGGGCGCGAGGCUGGGCGUCGUGCGCAUUGUUCUCUCUCGUCCGGGCUGCCGAGGGCUGCCAGCAGCCUCACGCCUUGCUGCAUCACCUCGCCGCGGCGGCCGUCGUGUCGUGGACUUCCCUCCCGCCGUGACCCCACCUCCGCUCGCCUGCCCCACUAAGGGCGUUGGCGUCGCACUCCCCCGCCUUUUGUUCCGAGAUACAUUCGUCCGAAAAAAAAAACGUCGUGCGAUGUCAAACUCUGAGGGUUUUUCUUAUUUGUUUUAAACUGUUAUGCCCAAGCAGCAUUAAGUAUUAAGGAGGAGACCCCUCUCCUCCUCACCUCUCACCCGUGCGCCCGCCGAGUCGAGGAUAGGCAAACCCGCAACACGGCGGCGCGUGCUCUGAAUCACCCGGUACUCAAAGCUGUGGUGGUGGUGGCGUCGAACCUAGGGAACUGACAACACCGAUGACGCCACACGAGAAAGCAAAUGCUGUCUAUACGAUAUCAAAACGACAUCGGUUCUCGAUAUCGUCCCCCGGCUGCGCUCCACCUCCCCGCUGCGUGCGUCCGAGUGUAGCAGGGCGCUCUAGCCGAUCUUGCUCAUCCCCAUCUAUAAAUGGUCGUCCUGGCGACCUAGACUCCAGUUGAACGCGCGGUGCCGGCCGGACUGCAGUACCUGCUGGACACGACUGGACACCAGCACGAUACUAGCAUGCAGGCGCUGGGGCGGCGCGGCGUCGUCUUGCUGCUCUUCGCGGCGGGCGUGCUCAUCGACGGUGACCUGGCCGAGCUGGCCGACGGCGACUACCUCCCCCCGGGCCACGGCGGCGGCGGGGGCCCGGCCACCGACUACACGGCACCAGGGCUCGGCGUGGGGCUGAGGGGCGGGCCGCCCGGAGGCGGCGGGGGCACUCCACUGCGGAACCACAUCCCGCCCAGCGGCGUCCCGGAGGACGAGGAUUCCAGGAUGAGCUCGAGACCGUCCCCGUCGUACGGCGCGCCAGCCCGGGGAAGCGGGAUCCAACCGUCGCCGUCGCCGUCUUCUCCUCCCGGCGGGUACCACCCUCCAGGCCCUGCUGGGCCCGGGGCAGCAACUCGCGGACGGGCCCGGCCCGGCAUGGACCCCAACGCCGUGGCACCGGUUCGCGGUCGGGAAAGGUCGGGGGGAGGAAGUCCCUCCUCAAGCUACGGUGCACCCUCGAAGGGGCAUCCAUCCCCAAGCUACGAGACGCCUUCUAGAAACAGUCCUUCCCCAAGCUACGGCGCACCAUCGGGGGGAAGUCCCUCCUCAAGCUAUGGUGCACCAGCAGGGGGAAGU